CACCGUAAGAAUCUUCCCGAAUGCUCCCGCCACGAGUCCCAGUCGCCUCCUCUUCUUCUCCGCCGCUUCGCGAGGCCAGGCCCUCCUCCAGGCCCGCGGAAUAUGGUUUCUAGUUUUAGGGUUUCUGAACUGCAAGUGUUACUAGGCUUUGCUGGACGGAAUAAAAGUGGACGCAAGCAUGACCUCCUGAUGAGGGCACUGCAUUUAUUGAAGAGCGGCUGCAGCCCUGCGGUUCAGAUUAAAAUCCGAGAAUUGUAUAGACGCCGAUAUCCACGGACUCUGGAAGGCCUUUCUGACUUGUCUGCAAUCAAAUCAUCAGUUUUCAGUCUGGAUGGUGGCUCAUCACCAGUAGAGCCUGACUUGGCUGUGGCUGGAAUCCACUCGUUGCCUUCCACUUCAAUUACACCUCACUCACCGUCCUCUCCUGUUGGUUCUGUGCUGCUUCAGGAUACUAAGCCCACAUUUGAGAUGCAGCAGCCAUCUCCCCCAAUUCCUCCUGUCCAUCCUGAUGUGCAGUUAAAAAACCUGCCCUUUUAUGACGUCCUUGAUGUUCUCAUCAAGCCCACAAGUUUAGUUCAAAGCAGUAUUCAACGAUUUCAAGAAAAAUUUUUUAUUUUUGCUUUGACACCUCAACAAGUUAGAGAGAUAUGCAUAUCCAGGGAUUUUUUGCCAGGUGGUAGGAGAGAUUAUACAGUCCAAGUUCAGUUGAGACUUUGCCUGGCAGAAACAAGUUGCCCUCAAGAAGAUAACUAUCCCAAUAGCCUAUGUAUAAAAGUAAAUGGGAAGCUGUUUCCUUUGCCUGGCUACGCACCACCACCUAAAAAUGGGAUUGAACAGAAGCGCCCUGGACGCCCCUUGAAUAUUACAUCUUUAGUUAGGUUAUCUUCAGCUGUGCCAAACCAGAUUUCCAUUUCUUGGGCAUCAGAAAUUGGAAAGAAUUACUCCAUGUCUGUAUAUCUUGUACGACAGCUCACAUCAGCCAUGUUAUUACAGAGAUUAAAACUGAAAGGUAUUAGAAACCCUGAUCAUUCCAGAGCACUAAUUAAAGAAAAACUUACUGCAGAUCCUGAUAGUGAAAUUGCUACAACUAGCCUUCGGGUAUCCUUGAUGUGCCCUUUAGGAAAAAUGAGGCUGACAAUCCCAUGCCGUGCAGUGACUUGUACACAUCUGCAGUGUUUCGAUGCUGCCCUUUAUCUACAAAUGAAUGAGAAGAAGCCCACCUGGAUUUGUCCUGUGUGUGACAAAAAAGCCGCCUAUGAAAGUCUAAUAUUAGAUGGGCUUUUUAUGGAAAUUCUCAAUGACUGUUCUGAUGUGGACGAAAUCAAAUUUCAAGAAGAUGGUUCUUGGUGUCCAAUGAGACCGAAGAAAGAAGCUAUGAAAGUAUCCGGCCAACCGUGUACUAAAAUAGAAAGUUCAAGUGUCCUCAGUAAGCCUUGUUCAGUGACUGUAGCCAGUGAGGCAAGCAAGAAGAAAGUGGAUGUUAUUGACCUAACAAUAGAAAGCUCUUCUGAUGAAGAGGAAGACCCUCCUGCCAAAAGGAAAUGCAUCUUUAUGUCAGAAACACAAAGCAGCCCAACCAAAGGGGUUCUCAUGUAUCAGCCAUCUUCUGUAAGGGUGCCCAGUGUGACUUCGGUUGAUCCUGCUGCUAUUCCGCCUUCAUUAACAGACUACUCAGUACCAUUCCACCACACGCCAAUAUCAAGCAUGUCAUCAGAUUUGCCAGGUUUGGAUUUUCUUUCCCUUAUUCCAGUUGAUCCCCAGUACUGUCCUCCUAUGUUUUUGGAUAGUCUCACCUCACCCUUAACAGCAAGCAGUACGUCUGUCACCACCACCAGCCCCCAUGAGAGCAGUACUCAUGUUAGCUCAUCCAGCAGCAGGAGUGAGACAGGGGUCAUAACCAGCAGUGGAAGUAACAUUCCUGACAUCAUCUCAUUGGACUAAAGGAGGACUCACUUGAUUCUGGGAAUCAUUCAUCAAAAUUGCUCUUUCUUGGAUUUCUGGUUUGUGGAAGCUAUAUUUUUGACAAUUUGGUAUUUAUUGAAAUGUCAAAUGGAUUCUUUUGCUUUCUAAGAGAUAACACAGAUGACUGCAUCAAGAACCAAAUGGCAUGGAAGGAUUUUUCUUACUUGUGCUGUACUUUGAGCAUCGGAUACAUUCAGCCAAAACUGUACUUUCUUAAGAGAUGGAUUUCAAUUUCAUACAUUGCUGGAUGGAUCCUACAAAUGAGUUGAAGAUUUUUUUGUUACAAUAAACAGCAAUAAAAGUUAUGUAAAUAUUCAAGUAAACUCUUUUCUAAUUAAAAAAAAAAAAGAUGUAAUCACUGAUUCUAGAAUGACAGCAACUUCUGUUUAGCCUGCUGUGAAGGAAAAAGUAUUUGGAAAGAAGUAUGUUUGCCGAAUGAGUCCUUUCCACGGAGAUUUGUUCUAUUUUGUUGAAAUAAUGAAGUUUCUGUAAGUGGCCAAAGCUUGAGUUCCACUUUUCUUCUUGCAGUUCCACUUUUCUUCAUGAUCCCAUCAAAGAAAAAUGGGCUUUAUGUUACACAUUUUUCCCUGGUUAUCAGUUAUCACUUUGACAUUGUUUGCUAGUGGAUGCAGAGUAAAGUUCUGGAAUUUGGCUGCUCUUUAUUAGUGAUUAUGUUUAAGGAACUCUGUGCAGAUUCUGUCCUGACACAAUGUAUUAUUUUUGGUAACUGUACAUUCUCAUUCUAGAGUUUUCCAUAAAUUUGGGACUUCUCAAAGAAAGAAAUUCUAUGUAGCCAUCGAAUGAAAUGUUUUGGGGGUAAAGUGUAGCUGGGGUGUUUGUUAGAAUUUUGCUCACACUGUCAAGAAAUAUUGAUAGGUUGGAGGCAGCAAAAGAACAGAUUUUGGGAGGUAGAAAUAACAAAACUUAGUUUCUUCCUAAAAAUUUGCUCAUUUAUUUUAUAGAAUAAUAUAUAAAAUCUUUGAAACUUUUCAUAUUUUAGUAGCACUGAAAUAGAACAUUUGUUUUAGAUCUCUGAUCAUAUUUCUCACCAAUUAAUUUCAACCUCAGCAAUGAUUUUCAAACUUCGGGAAAAAGACAAAUAAUAGCAAGCGAGGAGGACAGCAUCAGAUCCUUACCUCCCCUUUUUAAAAAAGAAAAUCUUUCCUAAAAACACAAAGAUGAAACAAUUAGAAAUGUUUGAGUUAAAGUGAGGGAAGGGUUUGGGAGGAUGUGCCUGAAGCCCACUUCAUGUCUCACUCCAUGCCACCACCAAACACUCCAGGUAACCCCUAUGGUUUUACUGGCUGCAUUUUGAAAAUCACUCUCCUAAACAGUGUUUUAUUUUAAAUCACUCCAAAAACUGAGUUUUACUCUUAGAGAAACAUUUUCAUCCAAAUUUUAUAGUUUGCUUCAUUUGGGUUCCUAAGUCAUUUUUGAGUUCUCAAGGAUUUAGUACUUUUCUAGAGUUUAGCUUUCUCUCCCUAAGCUGUAUCUGCUUUAAAAACAGACUUUUUUUUUUUUAAUGGCUUAUCUAAUUGAUUCUCAAACAGAAGUGCCCAGAUGAGGACUCUCCAAUUUAGUUAGAACAGGGACACAUAAGGGUUGGUGUAACUCCAGGGAGCUGACUUAUCCCUACUUGGUGUUUUAUACUUUCUCAAGGUUUCGUGGCCUUUGUGUGCUCUUUUUGUACUGAUUUAAUUUCUUCUGGUUUUCUACAUCAUCCCUUUGGCUACAUUAUCCCCUUAUUUAAUGUAUUAUCCUUUGGGAGGGCUGUUUAUUAUUAAAGACAUGGGGGGGGGAAAUAACACCUGAAUCUUUCAAGAGUAGUUAAACUGUAGUUGUCAGUUUUGCCUUUGUAGUCAUUAGAUUUCUAGUCCUUGUUACAGUCUUUUGGUCCAGAUGUAGAAUUUCUUCUUAGAAAGAUUUUCUGUUGCUGCUCAAAAUGCAGAUGCAAUUUCUGUUGACUCUGUAAUCAGAUAGAAAAAGUAACCUGAUUAGUGUGGUAUCUAUCAUUUGUUAAUAAAGAAGUGAUGUAUAUUUGUUAUCAUUUUGUUACCCUAUAGAUUCUUAGAGACUCCUUUCCCCCAGUUUAAUCAACAGAGUUUUAUACAGUAAAUGAAAAUAUUAAUA
This is a messenger RNA of Galeopterus variegatus (Sunda flying lemur), 4092 nucleotides long. RefSeq names its product protein inhibitor of activated STAT, 2 (gene PIAS2). Gene Ontology annotation, molecular function: transcription coregulator activity; SUMO ligase activity; zinc ion binding. NCBI's taxonomy places the organism in Eukaryota, Metazoa, Chordata, Mammalia, Dermoptera, Cynocephalidae. The record is from RefSeq and is a predicted model, not a curated record. Bases 103 to 1941 code for a protein of 612 amino acids. The transcript has 14 exons. Gene Ontology annotation, biological process: regulation of transcription by RNA polymerase II; protein sumoylation.